Molecule: messenger RNA, 1731 nt
Organism: Exaiptasia diaphana
Lineage: Eukaryota; Metazoa; Cnidaria; Anthozoa; Actiniaria; Aiptasiidae
Product: methylglutaconyl-CoA hydratase, mitochondrial
Exons: 6
Coding region: 2-931 (309 amino acids)
Biological process (GO): fatty acid beta-oxidation
Cellular component (GO): mitochondrion
Molecular function (GO): enoyl-CoA hydratase activity
Source: RefSeq, a predicted model, not a curated record
GAUGGCGGCACUGCUGGCAAAAACGAGGAAUUUUUUCUUUCCAUUUUACUGCAAAAAUCUUUUAACAAAGCCAARAAAUUUAGUUGGUUCUCAAAAGGUUUUUCUCUCAAGUCAAGAACAUGAACAUAAAGCCGAAGAAUUUCGUCUUGAUUACCUAGAUGGACCACARGAAGGUGUUGCGCUAUUUGUCAUCAAUCGACCAGAAGCCAAAAAUGCAAUGAACAAGAAAUUUCUUAAAUUAUUUUUGGAUGCCCUAGCAUCUGUUAAACAUGAUAAGAAUGUUCGUGCAAUUAUUAUCAAGAGUGAUGCAAAAGGAAUAUUCUGUGCAGGAGCAGACUUAAAAGAAAGAGCAAAAAUGAGACCAGAAGAGGUUGGUCCAUUUGUCUCUAGUGCUAGAGGGGCUAUCAAUGAAUUGAGCAAUCUUCCAAUGCCUACAAUUUCAGCCCUUGAUGGACAUGCAAUGGGUGGUGGAUUAGAACUUGCUCUAGCUUGUGACUUUAGAAUUGCUGCAAGUAAUGCAAAAAUAGGAUUAACAGAAACAAAACUGGCCAUUAUUCCAGGAGCAGGUGGCACCCAAAGGCUUCCACGAUUAGUAGGAAUUUCAAAAGCCAAGGAAUUGAUUUUUACAGGAAGAGUUGUAAAUGGGUUAGAGGCUGCAGACAUUGGUCUGGCAGAGUAUGGAGUACAACAGAAUGAAGAUGGGGAUGCUGCCUAUCAAAGAGCUUUGACUUUAGCUGAAGAGAUCUUACCUCAGGGACCUGUUGCAGUGAAAAUGGCAAAACUGGCCAUCAACAAAGGCAUGGAGAUGGAUCUYARCUCCUCCCUGUCUGUAGAGGAAAUGUGUUAUGCUCAAGUGAUCCCUACUAAAGACAGACUAGAAGGACUGCUUGCUUUCAAAGAGAAACGUCCACCUAAAUAUUCUGGACAAUGAACAUAAUAAGGAACUUGAACAAUACAGUUUUUCAUUGAAUUGAGGUACUUGACUGGUAACAUCAAUUAAAAUAAACAGUUGCCAUAUAAUAUCCUAAAAUAUCAGCUCUAAAUGAAUUGUCAUAAAAUUGGUUGUCAAGAAUAACUCAAACUAGAACACUUAACAACAAGUUAACACUUAUUAAUAUAUAACAUAUCACUUUGUUUUUAUUUACCAUUUUUCAUAUGCUUUAUUAAUCUGAACAGUUUCAAAAAAUAACCAGACAGUUUAAAUAUAAUUUUGAACCAAUUAUAAAUUCAAACCAUAGAACUACAUUGCAUGUAGUUAUUUUAGUACUUCCUAAGGAAAACUGUAUUUCUUGCAAUUACUAUCCAUGAAAUCUGUAAAGAUCAGUACUCACGACAAAUUAUUCACAACUUUCAAAAAUGGCCCGAUAUAUCACGGUUGCCGACCAGAGCCCUUGGACGAAGCACUAAAAUGGUCUCAAAGGCCAGCCUCCAUAUAGUACACUUUGAUUGUGUCUUGCAAGAGUGUUUUGUUAUUAAAAUAACAUACAAUUCAUCUUUUAAACGUUUGGACAUUUCCAUACAAGCAAGCUUCGUAGUGAUUUCUAGAUGUAAGGCCUUUGAGGUCUCGUUUCCAUUAUUCGUCACUAGUCCCCCAAUAUUGACAGUCGUUACUACAGCCAUUUUUGAAAGUUGUGUAUUGUAAGGAAGAAAAGGCUCAAGCCACUAACAGUUCUUUAAGGAAGAAAGUGUUUUAUGCCCAAUGYAGAGCCUGAAUAAAACCUUUGUGCGUAA